Sycon ciliatum is the source of this 3366-nucleotide messenger RNA. RefSeq lists its product as uncharacterized. Bases 246 to 2606 code for a protein of 786 amino acids. The transcript is spliced from 8 exons. Lineage: Eukaryota; Metazoa; Porifera; Calcarea; Leucosolenida; Sycettidae. The record is from RefSeq and is a predicted model, not a curated record.
CGAAAAAAUGAAAAUUUGAUAGCCUGUAGAGUUUCGGGCGCUGAGUCGAAUGGUCUUGGUCCGACGCCUCUACGACGAAGCGUUCUUGAGAUAUUUCAAUUUUAGACACGCCCCUAUACCAAUGUAUUGUGACGUCAUUGUGGCAAAGUGCGAAACUAGCAGGGUUUGGGAUCGCACUUUCUUUUUGUCAUGUGCAACUUCCCUUCCUGCUUAGGAAAGUUUGCCAUUUCACCUGAACUACCGUGAUGCCGAAUUGUUGUGUGGUCGGUUGUUCCAGUAGAGCAAAUCAUCCUCCUGGGGUUAGUUUUCACAGAUUUCCCAAGCAUGACGACCUGGCAAAGCGCUGGGAUGUUGCUAUACGUCGGGAGAACUUGCCAGCGGAUUUUCGCAGCACUAGCUACGUUUGUUCCCUGCAUUUCUGCAAAGAGGAUUUCGCGAUACAGAGGGACUUGAGAGCCGAGUUGAUGAAUACUCCGUCCAGGAAGACACUCACCCAUGGAGCAGUGCCCUCAGUUUUUCCGGACCGUGAGCCUCCAGCGAAGCGGAAAUUCAACAAACUGCAACUGAGUAAGCAGGAGGUACGUGCCAUGCAACUUUUGAAAUUUUCUGGGUCUGAUGUUGGAUGUAGUCCCUCAUGCUGCGACUCUACUGUUUGUUCGUUCUCAUCAAUGUUGCCUGUAUAUCCUCAGAUUGCAUUGCCAUCAACUCCAACAGUUAUUGCAGCUGAGGUCGAUGAACCUGAGGUCGAGGUUGAUGAGCCAUGUACAUGUACUCCCACUAACGUUGGUACGCAAACUGUAAACCCUUCGUUCUCAUCAACUGCAACACAAACACACGACCCCCCGAGCAAGUACGAAGGGUACAGACAUGUUUGCUUGCGAUGCGCAGGCAGCAUGCACAAGGAAAUGUCUGACCAAUCCUGCCAAACUGAACCAGAACACGUGGACAGGCUAGAAGCUCUAUCACCGGCUACACCGAAAUUCAUGCAACCGUCUCCUGCGAAGGCAGACGUGCAGAAGACUCCAACAAAGCCGGCUAUGUAUCCCCAUCUUUGCAUCAGCCCAUCUACUGCAUCUGGUGAGAGUGACUCCACGCUCAGUGAUACUGAGUCUUAUGAUGAGGAUGAUGAUGAGGAUGAUGAUGAUGACGACCCCAUGGACGACGGCACUAGUGAGAUGUACCUAGUGUCGAAGUCAUCGUUAAAUCGACUGCUAUGUCGCUGCCUUGCAUGUGGCUCCCAAAUUCUAGAGAAGAAGGAAGCUGUGCAUGGCUCUAUGCUAACCGUCCAUACCACCUGCGCGAACGGUUGCACACAGACUUGGCACUCUCAAGAGUUAGUGAAGCGCCAACAGCCUAUCGCUAAUCUCCUAAUCGCAGCUGCAAUCAUCUUUAGUGGUGGCUGCUACGAGAAGUUUGCGUCGUUCGCGAAAUUUCUCAAACUGGCCUUCAUUGGGCAUAGCCUGUUCUUCCGCCACCAGAAGUCGACCAUUCUCCCCGUCAUACGAGCCGCUUGGACCAGGGAGAAAAUGCGUGUCUGGAACCUGUUACAAGGUCGCAAACUUGUGUUGUGCGGCGACGGGCGAUGCGAUAGCCCUGGCUAUUCCGCAAAAUUUGGCACAUACACCUUCCUGGAUGCCGAGACUAACCUGCUAGUCGAUUUCGAAGUGGUGGAGUGCACAGAGACUAACAGCUCUGUAGCAAUGGAGAAGGCCGGAUUUAUCAGGGUUCUUGAUCGCUGCAAGGAAGCCCUGGCUGUCGAUGUCGUCGUGACGGACAGAAGCCCGUCCAUCAAGGCAACUAUCCGCGACCAGUACCCUGGUAUAUGCCACCAAUUUGAUGUGUGGCACUUUGCCAAGAAUGUGGCCAGCAAGCUGCGGUCUGCUUGCCAUCGCAAGAGCCAUGCUCCGCUAUUGGCUUGGAUUCCCGCCAUAAUUAGCCACUUCUGGUGGUGUUGUAGUAACUGUGACGGCAGUGUCGACUUGCUGAAAGAACGUUGGCAGUCAGUGCUGUACCACGUCUGCAACACCCACGCAUGGACGGGAGGGCAGCUGUGCAGCACUUGUGCACAUUCUGCAUUGAGCGGCGAAGACGAACGAGCCAUCAAAUGGAUCAAAGCUGAUUCAGAACCUUACAAAGCAUUGAAAGGCAUCCUUUUGGACAAGAAACUCCUCAAAGACAUGGACAAGUUGACCAAAUUUUGCCACACCGGAAGUUUGGAGGUAUAUCAUAGCGUCAUGACCAAGUACAUUCCCAAACGCAUUCACUUCUCAAUUCUGGGCAUGAUUGGACGCACACAGCUCGCGGCACUUGACCACAACUUCAAUGUCAACCGUCACCAUAGCAAAGCCAAAAAGACCGGGGAAGGAAGGUACAAGGUUCAAUUCUCAAGGCACAAAGGAGAUUACGUGGCCAAAAAGAUAUAUGACAGAAAGAGCUAUGCGUACGUGGACAAACUCAUGUGUGAUGUUGUGGCGGUUGCACAUGGCGAGCUUGAUGUCCCUGCCUUGGAGAAGCGCGUCUCCCUGCCGAUUUCCAGGCGGAACCCUCCUGAGAAGGCUGAGGUGGUGGCAAAGUUGACAUCUAGAUUGGAAAAGAAAAAAGCCUAAGGAUUAGGAUAUCUUUGCCUGAUGGUGUUGACAACGCAGGCUGGAAUUCGACAACGAACGUGCUUGCCCAGCUUUCCAUGUACAUACAAUGUGUACUGCCUGUAUGCCGCAUAGCGUAGAGAUCUCUGCACAAGCAUAGGAUUUCAUAUUGAGUGUGUAUGUUGAGUGCUCGGACACAUACCACACUGCUGUACAAUAAUUAUAGUCAACUUCCCCUUUACUCUUCAUGUACAUAUCCCUUGUGUUGCACGUACAUGUACCCGCCUGCACUAUCAGUGCACCUAUAGGCCGAUUCAUACUUCAUGUCGCGAACGGGAAAGCCAUCGGCGACCGUCACGAGACGGCUUUCUCAGACCGACUUUUUCGCGACGCGUUUCCCGUAAGCGAAAUGAAGUAGAAUCGUAGAAUUUCACUUGUUGAUUUUAAAUUGACGUCCAAUUAUCUGGGGUUGGACACUCAUUUGAGUGCAUUCAAUAACAUACAUGUAGAUUUCUUCGUCAGAAUGACUGUACAGAUUCUAAUUCUGCCCAUUACCAAGUGACUCUCCCGCAAGAAUUUACGCAUUAAUUUUGGUGUAUACUUGUAUGCUGCUGCUAUUGCUGCAAGCCAUGGUACAUGUAUACUACUGAUUUGCGCACAGAGUUGUAUAUGUGAUCUUCCACGGCUGUGAGCACUCAAUCCCUAGUCCAUAAUUAAAGGCAAAGUCCAGCUGUUCAUUUACAUGGCGGGAAUCUGCUCAUUUCGGGUUUUUGAGAAUUGA